CCUCACCAAACGCCACGUCCUGCGAUCGGCGCGAGAUAAGGGGAGGUCGGCCGCGGUCAGCUGGCGGAAUCCGACUACCCGCUUCCGCUUGGGGUCAGGAAUUCGCUUCUCCUUUCCCACUUCGCGCUUGUUCUCUACUACUACGACGACCAAGCAAGAGAUGUCGGUGUUCAACACGUCCCGCCUACACGGCAAGACCGUCAUCGUUACGGGUGCUAGCGCGGGGAUCGGCGCGGCGACGGCCAUCCUCUUCGCCAAGGCUGGCUCUAACGUGAUCCUGGUGGCGCGUCGUGAGGAUGCGCUCAAGAAGAUCCAGGACGAGUGUGUCGCCGCGCACCAGGAGGCGGGCGUGUCUGCUGGCGGCAAGUUCGCCAGCGUCAAGCUCGAUGUCUCGGACCGCAGCCAGAUUGCGCAGUUCUGGGACAAGGUCCCCUCCGAGCUCCGUGACGUUGACAUCCUUGUCAACAACGCUGGCUUCGUCCUCGGUGUCGAGAAGGUCGGCGAGAUCGCAGAGUCGGACAUUGAGAGCAUGUUCUCCACAAACGUCUUCGGCCUCAUCGCGAUGACCCAGCUCCUUGUGAACCACUUUAAGCAGAAGAACUCGGGUCAUAUUAUCAACCUUGGAUCUGUCGCCGGCCGUGAGCCAUACGCUGGCGGUUCUAUCUAUACCGCCACGAAGCACGCUGUGCACGCUUUCACGGCCUCCAUGAUGAGGGAACUCGUCAGCACUCCGAUUCGUACGACCGAAAUUCAGCCUGGCAUGGUUGAGACGGAGUUCUCCAUCAUCCGCUACCGAGGGGACAAGAGCGCAGCAGACAAGGUGUAUGAGGGUCUCCAGCCGCUUACAGGCAUUGAUAUUGCCGAGGAGAUUGUUUGGGCAGCAGCUCGUCCGCCGCACGUCAACAUCGCAGAGGUCUUCGUCCUGCCGGUCAACCAGGCCAGCGCGACGAUCAACUACCGCCCUGGUCUUCAGAAGUAGACCCUCAACGUAGUGUAGGACUAGCAAUGUAACAACCUAUGGAAAGUCCAACCGUGA
This is a messenger RNA of Schizophyllum commune H4-8, 1036 nucleotides long. RefSeq names its product NAD(P)-binding protein. The coding region runs from base 161 to 979 and encodes 272 amino acids. Gene Ontology annotation, molecular function: oxidoreductase activity. Lineage: Eukaryota; Fungi; Basidiomycota; Agaricomycetes; Agaricales; Schizophyllaceae. The transcript is spliced from 8 exons. Gene Ontology annotation, cellular component: cytosol. The record is from RefSeq and is a predicted model, not a curated record.